AUGCUCUGGAUUAAGCUAGGUGAUCUCAACACCAAGUUUUUCCACAGAAGUAUUAAGCAAAGACAGACUAGGAAAAGGAUUGUUUCCCUUUCUACCCCCAAUGGCAAUAUUACUGACCCUGAGGAGAUUAAAAAUGAGUUUCUAACUCAUUAUAAGAAUUUUAUUGAGAUGACAAAGCCCCUGGGCCAGAUGGAUUCUCUAGUGCUUUUUUUUAAGAGAAGUUGGAACAUUGUGGGGCAAGAUGUCUGCAUAGUUGUGAAGGAAUUUUUCCAGAAUGGGAAGCUUCUUAAUCAGGUAAACUCCACUUCUAUUGUCUUAAUCCCUAAAGUGCAAUCCCCUAACAGUAUUAGUGACUAUAGGACUAUUGCCUGUUCUGAUAAUGUUCUUAUGGCUCAUGAGAUUAUUAGGAACUAUCAUAGGGGUAAAGGGGAUUCUUGUUCUAUGAAAGUUGAUAUCCAAAAGGCUUAUGACUCCUUAGCCUGGGAUUUUAUUGAAGAGGUUCUUAUUGGGUUUAGGUUCCCUAACCAGUUCAUUGCCUUUAUUAUGAAGUGUAUUAGAAGUGCUAAGUUCAAUAUUAUUAUAAAUGGGGAAGAGUCUGGUUAUUUUGCUGAGGGUAGAAGCCUGAGACAGGGGACCCCAUCUCUCCCCUGUUGUAAGUCCCUGAAAAUCAGUCACCUAGCUUUUGCUGAUGAUCUGUUCUUGUUCUCUAAUGGAGAUCUUAAUUCCAUUAGCAUUCUUAAAAAUACCCUCUCUGAAUUCUCUAAUAUGUCUGGUCUCUAUCCUAACCUCAACAAAAGCUUUGUCUACUUUGAUGGUGUUAAUAGUGUGUUAAGGAAUGAUAUUCUGUCUUUCCUAGGGUUUAAGCAUGGCAGUCUUCCAGUUAAAUAUCUUGGUCUGCCCCUCCUUACUACUAGACUCUCUGGUACCAACUGCAAUGAGAUGAUCAGUAAAAUUUCCUCUAGAGUCUCCUCCUGGGCUGCCAAAAGCCUGUCCUAUACAGGUAGACUUCAACUUAUUAAUGAUGUCAUCAUGAGCAUGCAUAUCUAUUGGAGUUCCAUCUUCAUCCUCCCUAGCUCUGUCAUUUCUGGAGUUGAGAGAAUUUGCAGGAGAUUCUUAUGGAAUGGCUCUGACCCUAGUAAGAAUAAGAGUCUUGUGAGCUGGAAAGAUGGUAUCUGUAAGUCAGCUGAUUGCUCCUGGUCCUGGAGAAAUCUCCUGAAAAUUAGAAACAAUGUGAAGCCUUAUUUUGAGUAUAUUCUGGGAAAAGGGGACAGAUUCUCCUUCUGGCAUGACCCCUGGAUGGAUGGUGCUUCUAUUGUGGAUAGAUUCCCCCUUAUCAACAUCAAGGAUGCUGAUGUCCAUAAAGAAGCUAAAGUCUGCAACCUUUGGAAAAAUGGAGAGUGGUCUCUUCUAGAUCCGAUGGAUAAUAUUACUCAAACUGCUUGGGAUCAAGUCUCCAAAUUCAAGAUUGAGCCUGACAGGGAGGAUAGGGUCAACUGGAAAAUUGAGAAGAAUAAAGCCUUCUCUGUUAGAAGCUUAUACCAUGAUAUGACUCCCAACACUGUCAAGGUUGAUUGGUACAAGCUGGUGUGGUACAAAGGUUACAUUCCCAGAGGUAAAGAGACCCUGGAGCAUCUCUUCUUUUCCUGUAACUUCUCCCUGGGGAUUUGGAAAAAAGCUUUGAGGGACAUGGGUCUUGACAGACCUGCCUAUCCUUGGAACAGAGAAGUCAGCUUUUUUAUUAGAAGAACUUCUGGUAGAUCAAGUGAUUCUAAAGUCAGGAAAGUUAUGUGCAUUUUUGUUAAUUCAAGUAUGUGUCUUUUGGCUAUUAGAUACAGGCAAAUAGUCAAAGUACAUGAUCACAAUUUACUAAAGGGCAGUGCUAUUUGGCCCGAAUCCUCUUGGACACAAAAUGGCCAGAAAUGA
Mercurialis annua (annual mercury) is the source of this 1923-nucleotide messenger RNA. RefSeq lists its product as uncharacterized. NCBI's taxonomy places the organism in Eukaryota, Viridiplantae, Streptophyta, Magnoliopsida, Malpighiales, Euphorbiaceae. The transcript has 9 exons. The record is from RefSeq and is a predicted model, not a curated record. The coding region runs from base 1 to 1923 and encodes 640 amino acids.